This is a messenger RNA of Callorhinchus milii (elephant shark), 1422 nucleotides long. RefSeq names its product lectin, galactoside binding soluble 3b (gene lgals3b). Lineage: Eukaryota; Metazoa; Chordata; Chondrichthyes; Chimaeriformes; Callorhinchidae. Gene Ontology annotation, molecular function: IgE binding; laminin binding; carbohydrate binding. Gene Ontology annotation, biological process: negative regulation of endocytosis; positive regulation of calcium ion import; positive chemotaxis. Gene Ontology annotation, cellular component: immunological synapse; nucleus. The record is from RefSeq and is marked provisional.
AGAACUUGUGGACUUGUGCAGUGAGAUACCACAGUGCAAAGGGCUGUGGUUUGGCGUUUCAUCCACUUUCGGGUGUUCCUCGGAGCAGUCGCUUCUCUGCAGAAGCAUCAUGGGGGAAUCAGAUGACUUUUUUGACUUGGCGGAUGCAUUGACUCCUAACGCUACUCCUGCGAGUGCCCCCAAAUUGAAUACUAGUGGAACUCCAGAUUCCAAUGUCAAUCCAGGAUGGAAUGCCCCAGCUCCGGGAUAUUGGCCAGCACCUGGCGGAGUCAACCCUUUCCCACCACAACCGAUGCCACCCGGACAACCGAUGCCACCCGGACAACCGAUGCCACCCGGACAACCGAUGCCACCCGGACAACCAUGGUUUCCAGGCCCCCAGGGACCUGCAGGCACCAUGCCUUUCCAACUUGGACCUGGAUUCCCUGCAAAUCCUGGAGCUCCCGGGCGAUUGCCAAUGCCCUACGACUUGCCUCUCCAGGCAGGUUUCCCUCCAGGUGUAAUGCUGACAAUCUGGGGUUCUGUCAAACCAAAUGCUGAAAGGUUUGCCUUCAACAUACUGAGGCGCAAUGACAUUGCUUUUCACUUUAACCCUCGUUUCAAGGAGAACAGUUAUCAACAAGUGCUUGUCUGUAAUAGCAAAAUCAAUGAUUCUUGGGGUUCAGAAGAAAGAGAAGGGAAGUUGUUUCCAUUUAAAUAUGGACAAGCAUUUGAGAUUUUGGUUCUUUGUGAACCAGAUCAAUUUAAAUUGGCUGUGAACGGUCAGCAUCUACUGGUGUACAAACAUCGUAUCAAGACUCUGAGUGAACUAAGCCAGAUUAGUAUCUAUGGCGACAUGGAACUGAAUUACGUCGGGUUGAAGCAUAAUGCUUAAGGUUCUCAGAAACGUCCUGCAUGAUCUAAAUAGAAGCAUUUGUAUCCAAACAUUGGUAUUUAAGCUCUGCUAUGAAUUGAAUAAUUACUCAGCUCAUUCAUUUUCUUUUUUUUAAAAAAAUAGAAAUAUAUUGGGUGGAUGGGGGGGGUUGAAAAUGCAGUUAAAGACCAUGCCACCGUUGAAAUGAUCUGAUGAUUUCCGUGGAAGGUGUCCAUGUCACUAACCAGCACAAAGACUGUUGCCGUCCUUAACUCACUUCAACAUUUUAUAGACCCAAGUACCUUUCAUGCUCAAAAGCAGCCAAGAUGUCCUGGAGAGCCCUAUUGCACCAUGACUUUAGAUUCCAGUCUUGACUGCGUGGAAUAGGGUUUGUGACUAAAGACUAGUUUUUAGCUAUGUACCAGUGACCAGGUGGGGUUAUGUUGCAUGAAAGUGAUUAAGUCUCAGUACUGGUUGUAGAAAUUGAUUAAUUAUUGUGUUAAUUAUAUUUGACUUGCUGGUAUCCUUGGAAGCGAUGUAUUGCUUCUGAAUAAAUUUUGUCAUCACUC